AUGGACCCGCUGGCCCUGCUGCUCCCCUGCCUCCUGGCCCCGCUGGGAGGGGUCGUCGCCAUGGCCUCCCCGGGGCCCAGAGGCCCGGAUCACCACCCCCAGCCUCCCCCUGCCACACGUCUGGAGCUGAUGGACAAAUUUAAGGAAUUCCAGAUUCGCUACAAUAAGAACUACAGGGACCAAGCAGAGCACGUACGACGCUUCGAGAUCUUUGUCCAGAACCUGGCCCGGGCCCGGAAGCUGCAGGAGGAGGACCAGGGCACGGCGGAGUUUGGGGUCACUCCCUUCAGUGACCUCUCAGAGGACGAGUUUCUCAGUCUUUACGCACCCAGAUUCAGGAUGCCCUCCGGAUGGGCAAAUCAAACGGCCAGGGUCCCCGAGGGGCCUCUGCUCAGGCAGACUUGUGAUUGGAGGAAAAGACGGGCCGUCACGCCGGUCAAAAAUCAGGGAUCCUGCAGGUCCUGUUGGGCCUUUGCUGCCGUCGGCAACGUGGAAUCCCUGUGGUUCCUCAGGUCCGGUGACCGACUCGUCUCUCUCUCGGUGCAAGAGCUUUUGGACUGCGGUCGAUGUGGGAAUGGUUGCGAGGGUGGCUACACCUGGGACGCCUUCCUCACCGUCCUCAGCAACAGAGGCCUGGCCAGAGAGGAGGACUACCCCUACAAGGCCCAGGUCAGGCCCGGCAGAUGCCGGGCCCAGAAGUUUAGGGCUGCCUGGAUCCAUGACUUCCUCAUGCUGCCCCGCGAUGAGCAGUACAUGGCCCGCUAUGUGGCUGACAAUGGACCCAUCACCGUAACCAUCAACAUGGCACUGCUCCAGGGGUGGCAGAAGGUUUGA
Messenger RNA from Ornithorhynchus anatinus (platypus), 834 nucleotides. RefSeq names its product cathepsin W-like. Gene Ontology annotation, cellular component: lysosome. NCBI's taxonomy places the organism in Eukaryota, Metazoa, Chordata, Mammalia, Monotremata, Ornithorhynchidae. Bases 1 to 834 code for a protein of 277 amino acids. Gene Ontology annotation, molecular function: cysteine-type endopeptidase activity. The transcript has 9 exons. The record is from RefSeq and is a predicted model, not a curated record.